UGGGAAUGUGAGCUUUCUCCCACUCUGUAAACAGCUGAUGACUCACUGCAUAGCUAUGGAACUGAAGAGAUGCAUGGCCUAAGGCAUGCUGUGUGUGUGUGAACAUACAUACGGUUAGGGAGGGGAAGUUCAGCCUGUUUCCUUCAUGCCACAUUCCACUCGGCUUCCUUGACUUUCUCGCGGAAAAGAUUCCCGGAGACCAACCCAGGGCUCCUGCCUUCAUGUCUUUGCUGUCUGCCUUCUGCAGAGGAGCUGUCAGAGCAGUGAGAAGAAAGCUUCCUCCAGAGGUGCACGGCAAAGUCCAAACAUGAGGGCAGGAGAGGAGAGCUGUAAAGGCGUGAGCGAGGGCCUGGGAAGGGCUCCACAAGUCCAAGUUGCAAUUUCUGAGCAGUUCUGUCCAGGAGACUGUGCCCAGGUUAUGACGACUAAUCCAAAGCCGAACAAAGCAUUAAAGGUGAAGGAGGAGUCGGGAGAGAACGCCCCGGUGCUUAGCGACGAUGAACUCGUGUCGAUGUCUGUGCGGGAGCUGAACCAGCACUUGAGGGGUCUCACGAAGGAGGAGGUCAUCCGCUUGAAGCAGCGGCGGCGCACGCUCAAGAACCGGGGCUACGCCGCCAGCUGCCGUAUCAAGCGCGUGACGCAGAAGGAGGAACUGGAGAGGCAGCGGGUGGAGCUGCAGCAGGAGGUGGAGAAGCUAGCCCGGGAAAACAGCAGCAUGAAGCUGGAACUGGACGCCCUGCGUUCCAAGUAUGAGGCGCUCCAGACCUUUGCCCGCACAGUCGCCCGGGGACCCAUCAUCCCGACCAAAGUGGCCACCACCAGCGUCAUCACUAUUGUGAAGUCGGCAGAGAUCUCAUCCAGUUCCGUGCCAUUUUCGGCAGCGUCCUAGUGUCCGCAGUGGGAGAACUAGGGAAGGUUGGAUCCUGUUUGCCAUUUCAGAGCCUGCCUUUCUGCAGAAUCAGCAGUCCCAUUUUUUUUUUCAAGACCACGAAGUGGACUCUUCGAAAGGAAAACUUAAGUGGCUGUUCUGCUGUGCACCUUGGGUUCUGUGAGCCUCUUGCGGCUGACGUUACAAUGCCAUACCUAGUAGUAUGAGUGGCACAAUGGGCCUGGCACAGCCUUUCCAUAUAGCCUCUUUAAGUCCUAGGCAGCUCCCCAAUUGAGGGAAGACGCCAGAGUAUCCUCUGGAAUGUUUUUGAAUGAAACCGAACCACCCAGAAAUGGAUGAUCAGAAUCAUCUGGCACAGUGAAUGAAUAAAUGGAGAAAAACAGCUUCUUCUUCCUUUCAGAAUAAUAAUAAUAACGAUGAUGUCCCAUCACAGCCACCUUUAUAUCCACCUUAGGGAUAUAAAGCAGCUUGAGCCAAGAGAAUUCAUCAGAAUGUCAUAGGGUAGGGUCUCUUCUCUCCAAUUAUGGAAAGCCUUCAUGGGUGAAUCUCUUGUUUACCAGUUGUUGUGACUAUUCUCUCCCCCCCCCCCCCCAAUGUUUCCUCCUUUGCCGUGUGGCCUAGCAAAAUGGAACAGCAUCUACAAUGCAAAAAGAUCCUGUUAGCUGCUUCCCCAUUAUGUGCCUGUGAAUUGGUUGUCGUUCUUUUUUAUUUAGUCUUAUUGCUUCCAAACCAUACACUCUCUCCCAUAACAACAGCUUUUUAAUCCAAGUCCCACAAUGCUGCAGAGAAGAGAAAAUGGGAAAUGAUUAAGAAGAACAUGGUGUGUGUGUGUGUGUGUGUUGGG
Messenger RNA from Elgaria multicarinata webbii, 1733 nucleotides. RefSeq names its product MAF bZIP transcription factor K (gene MAFK). The transcript has 3 exons. The record is from RefSeq and is a predicted model, not a curated record. Gene Ontology annotation, cellular component: nucleus. Gene Ontology annotation, biological process: regulation of transcription by RNA polymerase II. Lineage: Eukaryota; Metazoa; Chordata; Lepidosauria; Squamata; Anguidae. Bases 308 to 889 code for a protein of 193 amino acids. Gene Ontology annotation, molecular function: RNA polymerase II cis-regulatory region sequence-specific DNA binding; DNA-binding transcription factor activity, RNA polymerase II-specific.